UUCAUUAAAUCUAUAUUGUUUUCCUUUUAUUACAAAUGCUGAAACGUCAAUAUGUCAGUAUGACAGCUGGUGCUGUAGAUUGUGUUUUAUGCUGUUAGGGACGGGAAACACUCAGAUCUUCGCCAUAAUAUAUGUCAGUACAUUUCACCAUCUCACAUAGGCGGGAAAAUGAAGUGGUUUUCUAACAGAAUCUACAGUUUCUAAAAUCAGACUGACAUGGUUAAACCUCUGUUCUCAAAGCGGACGAUGGAUGGGCUGCUUUUGUUAACGCUUGCCCUUCUGCAACUUGAAACGAAACAAGUUAUGGCCGGUUGGUACUUGGGAUGUUACAAAGAAAAUAUUGCAAACCGCGCAAUCAACAUUUCGGCCGGAAACUACAUCGUGUCGGACACUUCCGCUCAAGAGUGUACCUCCUCUUGCGCAUUUUUAAAGCAGUCAUAUGCGGCCACUGAAGGGAACCUGUGUUUUUGUAGCAACGGUAAUUAUGACGUGUAUGGCAAAGCCACUAAUGACAGCCAGUGUGACGUCACAUGUUCAGCCCAAUCAUGCGAUAGUACGUCAUACGUGCGAGUGUAUUCAACCCAAGGCGCAAUUGGUGAACUCAAACUUCACGGUCCAAAGGUUGGAUGGAUGUUUCGUGAAGUCAGUUUUUCGACCGUUCUUGGAAAAGGUGAUCUCAACAAUCUGUCCUACACUUUCGAUUUUGGUGACGGCUCCUACGUGUUGACCACGUGUCCUAAUGCCACACACGUGUACACGCGCGUGGGUGAGUUCCACGUGAAGGCGUCUGCGAGGUCAAACGAGUCAGGCCCGAUACUGGCGUCCACGUGGGUGUUAAUUCAAAAUCCAACGGGUAAACUAACUUUAGACUACCCCAAAGAGAUUCUUGAGGUGGGAAACGAGACUGAGAUUGUCUUGAGUGUCAGCCAAGGCACGUGGAUGACAGCUCUAGUGCAUACAACACACCAGAAAGAUGGGAGGAAUAGAAAGUCAUUUAACGUAUCGGGUGAGUGA
Molecule: messenger RNA, 1014 nt
Organism: Pocillopora damicornis (cauliflower coral)
Lineage: Eukaryota; Metazoa; Cnidaria; Anthozoa; Scleractinia; Pocilloporidae
Product: polycystin-1-like protein 2
Biological process (GO): detection of mechanical stimulus
Cellular component (GO): membrane
Molecular function (GO): calcium channel activity; calcium ion binding; protein binding
Source: RefSeq, a predicted model, not a curated record